AUGGAGGAAAUCACGAAAAGCAUUGUCAUUGUGUCUGCAGUUGUGGGUGUCCCGUUAAAUUUGGCUAUUUUGUUCGUGCGAUCAUUAAAGAUGUAUCAGCGUCGUCGCAUGUCUGCGUAUCAAUUUUGCGUGUGUCAGCUCGCCAUCGCAGAUUUACUAGCUGCCAUCACAACUGCAUUUGAUAUCCAUGUUUUCUUUCACAAAUACAUGUGGCACUUUGGUGUCCUUGCUUGCAAGCUGAUCAAAACAUUUCAGUCAAUAGGGUUCUCCACCUCGGGGAUGAUUAUGACGAUUAUGGCGUAUGAAAGAUACCAGGGAGUUAUCAAUCCAAUUUGUCACCGAUUAAACUUUCGAAGGAUUGUCCUUGCAUGUGUUAUGGUCUGGGUGUUCAUUUUUGUAAAGUUUAUUCCCUCCUUUAUGGCCUCUGACGUUUAUGAACAACAAUGUGUUGAGAUUAAUUUCCCGUCUAGAAAUUUUCAAAUCGGUUAUGGUAUAUUUCAUUGCGUCACCGGCUUAUUCAUACCAUUACUACUGACCACGUGGUAUCAUUCGAAAAUCUUUCUUUUCAUGCGCAGUCAUACACGUGCAAUGAGCGUUCAUUGUCACAGAUCCAACACAGUCUCACUAAGAUUAUCCCAAGAAGUCUCACAGGAAGAGAAUCUGUAUAGUGUGGGUGACCAUGAUGCUGAUUUGCAGCAAACAAUUUUCGAAAACGAUUCAGUUGAGCAUCUACACGAUACUGUGAUUAGAAGAACAUCUACGGAGAAGAACAUUUCCUUAAGUAGAAGAACAUCUACGGAGAAUUCAAGCAAGAAAAAGGCGCGAAGGACUACACUUCGAAGAUUACUCUCGAGAAGGAGCAGACAAAAUGGUAUUGCAAGUCGCAAGCUUAAAGUUCACAUUCUCUUGUCAAUUACAAUAUGUUUUUUCGUUAUGAUAGCACCUGCGAAUAUCUGGUAUAUGUUUUAUGAUCUUGGCUACAUCAAUCUUAAUCACAGAUCGUCGAAUCAUUACGUUAUAGAUGUUUUGGCAUGCCUUUUAUAUCUGCACUGCCUUGCCAAUGGGUUUAUUUACAGUGUUGCGGAUAAAAAGUUUCGCAGUGACGUUUGUGCAACUCUCUCGUGCAAAAAAUACUAA
Molecule: messenger RNA, 1137 nt
Organism: Hydractinia symbiolongicarpus
Lineage: Eukaryota; Metazoa; Cnidaria; Hydrozoa; Anthoathecata; Hydractiniidae
Product: P2Y purinoceptor 3-like
Exons: 1
Coding region: 1-1137 (378 amino acids)
Biological process (GO): neuropeptide signaling pathway
Cellular component (GO): membrane
Molecular function (GO): G protein-coupled peptide receptor activity
Source: RefSeq, a predicted model, not a curated record